Phlebotomus argentipes is the source of this 1901-nucleotide messenger RNA. RefSeq names its product proton-associated sugar transporter A-like. The transcript has 5 exons. Gene Ontology annotation, molecular function: sucrose:proton symporter activity. Lineage: Eukaryota; Metazoa; Arthropoda; Insecta; Diptera; Psychodidae. Bases 313 to 1785 code for a protein of 490 amino acids. Gene Ontology annotation, cellular component: membrane. Gene Ontology annotation, biological process: transmembrane transport. The record is from RefSeq and is a predicted model, not a curated record.
AAUCGCAACUCAAUUUAGAGAUUUUCUCUGAAUGAUUGCAGAAAGAAUGCACGGAAUAAUUGAAGAUCUCAAUGCUUAUUGAAUGUCUAGAGUGAUUGCAAUCAGUAAAUCGUGGGGUGACAUUAAAUUGAUUGUCUUUCAGCCACUAUCGCGCGAGGUCAUCGCGAAAAGCGCACGCAAGAAUGUGUGAGUGGAGAGAAAAGCCAUGUGAAGAAUCGGUUGAGAACUUUAAUUCGCGAAAAUUAAUUUCAGUUGGACUUCCUAUUGAGUGUCGUUCGCCACGAUUUAUUGCUGUUAGUUUUCUGCCUCAACAUGAAGUGGAUAUUCUUCAAUAGAGUGACAAAUGUGACGGUGAAGAAGGAAGAGGAUGUGACGAGGAAACAUCAGCAGAUUUUCUCACAUGUUUUUCGAAGGAAAACUCUAUGGGAACUCGUGAGAUUAUCGAGUAUUAUGAUGGGAAUUGAAUUGGCUUAUGCUGCCGAAACAUCAUUUGUGUCGCCAAUUCUGUUGGAUAUUGGAAUUGCUCACAGAUACAUGACAAUGGUGUGGAGCUUAUCAGCGUGUUUGGGCGUUCUGUGUUCGCCAUUCAUUGGUCCUCUGACGGAUCGCUGUCACCUGGCCUUGGGUCGACGACGUCCUCUGAUGAUCUUUCUCGCAGUAUUACUCACCAUCGGGCUGAUCGUCGUGCCGCACGGCCGAAGGAUUGGCCAGUGGAUCGACAGAGGAUCAACUUGGGCGAUAUUCUUCACAAUUCUCGGGACGGUAAUGCUGGACUUUGGCGCUGACAAUUGCCAGACGCCCUCUAGAGCGUACCUGCUGGACAUGUGCCUUCCUGAGGAUCACACGCGAGCAUUGAGCACGUUCUCGAUCAUGUCGGGUGUUGGCAGCUUUCUGGGCUACAUCAUGGGUGCCUUCGAUUGGGAAUCCCUGGUGUCCGGAGACAAUAUCGCCACAGUCUUUGCAAUUGCUGCUGUGACUCUGGCCAUUUGUGCUGUCUGCACGAUGACCAUCUUCCGUGAGAUUCCGCUGCGUGUGCUGGAAGAGAGCAGCACUGCCUUUCCGAGUGAAGUGACGCAGAACGAGAGGAAGAAAAUAUCCUUCCUUACCUACAUCCGGAGUGUCGUGAAGAUGCCGUCGUCAAUCAAAAUCCUCUGCCUCACGAGUCUCUUCGGAUGGAUGAGUGAUGUCUGCUAUUCCCUCUACUUCACGGACUUUGUGGGCGAGGCUGUCUUCCUGGGCGAUCCCACCAGUGACUCUCAAUCGUCCGAGCACGCAUUAUAUGAAUCUGGAGUGCGAUUUGGGUGCCUGGGAAUGGCCAUAUAUGCAUUCUCGUGCAUUAUUUUCUCAAUAGUCAUGAACCUUUUCCUCAAACUCUUCAGAAUAAGAACAAUCUUAAUUGGGGGCUCAUCAAUUAAUGGCCUGUCAAUGCUGUGUCUCGCCACGUGGCCAACGAAAAGCAACGUUUUGCUCCUCAGCAUCUUCGCGGGCAUCAACUUUGCCAUAAUCUUCACCAUUCCCUUUAUCCUCAUCGCGCAGUAUCACUCCACAGACACUUUCAAGCGGAACCACGAUGAUCCCGUGGCCAAGACGGAGCUUCACCAUCGCGGUCUGGGCACGGACAUUGCCAUCGUGAACAGUUCUCUCUUCCUGGCGCAGAUCUUCGUCUCACUGGCCAUUGGAUGCCUGGUGAAUCUCGUGGGAUCGACUUCUGCUGUGAUGUACUCUGCCGGAGUGUUUAGUUUGUUGGCCGCCAUCGUGGCCAACAAAGUGCUCUACCUCGAUUAAAGUAUUGUUAAGGUGUGAAAAGCCCCAGUGAAACAGGUUUGAAGUCACUAUCAGAGGCUUUUCCGCAGCACAUUCCACUCAAUGGUGGCAUUUUCAUUGACUCUCUUGGGUCGCGA